Molecule: messenger RNA, 963 nt
Organism: Patiria miniata (bat star)
Lineage: Eukaryota; Metazoa; Echinodermata; Asteroidea; Valvatida; Asterinidae
Product: olfactory receptor 11A1-like
Exons: 1
Coding region: 1-963 (320 amino acids)
Biological process (GO): G protein-coupled receptor signaling pathway
Cellular component (GO): membrane
Molecular function (GO): G protein-coupled receptor activity
Source: RefSeq, a predicted model, not a curated record
AUGUCAAGUGAGGUAAUGAACGCCAGCAAUGCCAACCUUAGUCAGUAUGCGUUAGGGAACAUCUCAACUACGCCAAUAUUGUCCUACUACGGAGCAGGUGAACUGACUGUUGCAGGAGUUAUUGUCGUGGUGCUCUUUCCAGUUGGUCUUCUGUCUAACUGCUCUUUUCUCUUUGUCGUCCUUUGCAUCCGGUCGAUGCGGACACCUUUUAACACGUUUCUGUCCAAUCUCGCCGUGGCAGAAAUCUCCUUACUAACCUUGGUCCUCGUCAGAACUUUGACUGCCGGUAACAACGAGACAGAGGAGACAUUUUCAGGUAGCAAUGAGACGGAGGAAACUUUUCCUGAAAACACCGACGAGGAUGGGACUUUUCCUAUCAUCGUCUUUGCAAUGAUGGGCGCAUGCUUUGCAUCCAAUCUGUUUGUCACCGUCGCUGCAGCCGAGCGAUAUCUAGCCGUGUGUGCCCCGAUGAAAUACGUCCUGAUCGCCCGCGACCAGCGGCGGGCCGUCAAAAUAAGCCUUGGUGUCUGGUUGGCAGAUGGAAUCUACGUGGCUUUGUUCGCACUAACAGUUCACCUAUUCGACCGGCAGAUCAAAAUAGCCCUUUUUGUUCUGUAUGUUGUCAUCUUUCUGACAAUCCUUGUAGCAGACAGCUUCUUUUACUUGAGUAUUCUCAAGAGGUUGAGGAAGCGCCCUUCGUCGGUCCAUCAAAGGCGCAUCGUGAUCAAGUUGGCCGCCACUGCGUUAGUGAUCUACGCCAAUGCCACGGUGCAUGCCACAUUGAUGAUUACAAUGCACUUAAUACAUACGGAGAUUGGAAGUAGCAUCGUUCGUAAUGUCUUCUUACUUUCCAAGGUUAUGACGUCUACGAUCAGCCCUCUUGUCCAUGGUUUCCUUAGCUUGGACCUUCAUGAGCUCUCGGCGAAAAUCGUUUUCCGCAGUUGUUGUCAAAGAGAGCCUUGA